Schistocerca cancellata (South American locust) is the source of this 480-nucleotide messenger RNA. RefSeq lists its product as uncharacterized. The record is from RefSeq and is a predicted model, not a curated record. The transcript has a single exon. Bases 1 to 480 code for a protein of 159 amino acids. Lineage: Eukaryota; Metazoa; Arthropoda; Insecta; Orthoptera; Acrididae.
AUGGCAGAGUGGGAGAUACCAGACAAGCUGAUAAAGCUAACUGAAAUUUGUGUGACAGAAUCAAACUUUAGAUUGACAGUACAGAGGGAGUUCUCAAAAACAUUUGAGGUAAAAACAGAAGUGAGACAGGGAGAUAUUAUAUCACCUAGCCAGUCCAAUUUGGCACUCAACAACACCCUGAAGAGAGUAAUACCAGAAUAUACAGGAGUUACCAUAGGGAAAAAGAUAAAUGUUCUGGCUUUCACAGAUGAUACUAUGGUGAUACGAAAGAGCAUGGAAGACCUGGAGAAAAUGGGAACUGUACUAGUGGUAAAAGCUAAGAAAGUAAGUCUAAGUAGAAAUGAGAGUAAAACAAAGUUCCUGGUAAUAGGAGGAAGAGAUCUCUUAGGACGUAACCAUCUAUCAAUCAGGAACCUAACAAUACAGAAGACUGAUGUGUUCAUUACCUCAGCGACCAUAUCAACUAAGAAAACCUCAUAG